This is a messenger RNA of Paramecium octaurelia, 1603 nucleotides long. NCBI's taxonomy places the organism in Eukaryota, Ciliophora, Oligohymenophorea, Peniculida, Parameciidae. The record is from the annotation of a GenBank genome assembly.
AUUGAUUAUCAUACAUAAGAAUGAAAAAUGAGUUAAAUACUUUAUUCAAUGAAGGAAGAAGUAAAAAGCGUGAUCCUACUAAUAUCGAUAUCAGAUUCAUGAAUCUUUUUAAUCGAUUGAUAGCAUAAUUAAAGAUGAUUGGGAGAAUCUGUGAAAAAGGACAGUUCAUUUAUUACGAGAAGGAUAUAUUUGGAAAUAGAACUGAAUUUGAUGAUGAUUUCCUAAGACUUUUAACCAUAAGUUAAUGGAAUCACUUUUUAAUUUUAAACAUGGAAGUUGUGUUACUCAAACCUGACUAGCAAAUGUUAUCGUUUAGCAAAGUAAUAUUCCUUAUAUAAUACACUUAGAAAAUAGACAUAAUCUAACAUUUUCUAAUGUCCUCCGUGAAUUCAGAAUCAAAGGGAUUAAGUUUUUACUCCCAUUUGGACUAAAUAUAUGCCAAAUACACUAUUUAUUUGCCAGAUGCAAUUACAGUAGAGAAGAUGGGGAGUGAUGAAAGAAAUAGCAUGAUUUAUAAUAUUGAAGAACGUCAUAGGAUGAUGGAGUAGUAGAUAAUGUCUUAUAAAGAUUAAUUGCUUUCUGCUCUUGAUUUAGACGAUUAAGAAAUCAAAGACUGUUUUCCAUAACAUCUUUAAUUAUAUCACAACUACAUAGAAGAUAGUGUUUAGAUUGACUUUGAUUCAAAUUAACAAUAUGAAAGCGUAAUAGCAAGGGAAUGUGAAAUAUAUUUGGAUCAAAUAUAGAUUGAUGGUGGAGAACAAAAGAAUAUCAAUACUCAAUCAGAAACGGAUCAAGAAAUAGCUAAUAAUGGCAAUAAUAAAGGACAACUUCUUCAAAAAUUAAAUUACGAAGUAAAAGUGUAUAGUGUCGAAACUAGGGUUGGUCUACAUAAUUAAGGACAUUUUAGAAACUAUUAGGAAAUACUUGGGGGGGAAUUGUUUCAGGAAUUUUAGAGAAAACCUAUUUCUAAAUAGCUUUAAAUACAAUUAGAUUUUGAAGAAUUUGUUUACCCUAAAUAGUUUUAAACACCAUUAGAAUUUGAAGACUCUAUUUACAUCCCCUUAGCUGAUCCUCGAUAGAAAAAUGUUUUAUAAGAGGAAUUGCCUGAUGUAGACAUAUCAAUACUGAGGAAAUUCUUAAUAUUAAGAGAAGCUAUGGUUACAAUUAAUGAAAAUCAAAAGCAGCUUGCUAACCCUAAGUUUAAAGGCAAAUUUUCUGUCUUGAUAAAGAUCAGAUUUUGCAAUGCAUUAGGUUCGAGACCAAUUUUUAUUAUGCGGAAGAUAAAAAAAGAAAAAAAAUCAAUAGACUAGAAUGCAAUUCUAGUAGACAAUUACAAAAUCAUAAAAAAUUUGAUGAAUGUUCUAUUUUUUAAGGAUAGAUAUGAUGAUGAAAUAAAGCCUAUUCAUAAUUUAUGUUAAGAGUUUCUGCACAGUUUUUGUGACCGCGAACCUCAAAAUUCUGAGGAUGAUGAUUAAGAAUCUCAAGAUUCUCAUUAUGUACCUGAGAAUCUUCCAGAUAUUGAGAAAUAUUUGCGUAAAUUAGAAACACUAAUUCUUUUAAUUAAAACAAUAUAUCGUGUACCUUUUUGAAGAAUUGAUUUAGG